AUCAAUCAAUGGAAUGAAUGGUACAUGUGUUGUAUUUGAGGUUAUUUUCAAAUCAUUGUUAGUGAGGCGUGGUUGAUCUGUAACAUAUUUGAUCUUUUUAAAAUAAUGUAUUUUUGUUUCUUUGUUUUGAGUGCUUGAUGUGUCAUGAAUAAAAUACAUAUGUGACCUGAAACAGACAUUUUGUUUUAAACAUAAUUUUAAAAGUGUAAUUUGUAGGUUAUAACCUUAUUUACUGUUUGUACACUGUAACCUCAACCAAUUUACCAGGACUUGAAAACUGUUCAUAUUUUUUAACCUGGAACUAAAGGUUGGUUAAAGAAACGAGCUAUGGCUGCAAUAUAUCAAAAUAAAGGCAGCAAAUUACAAGUAGUUCCCUGGUUUAAUAAGAAAGAAUGGCAGGAAACAUACCACCAAGCAUAUUCCGAAGACCUAGAGUUGCAAGAGAAGGCUUAUACUCAAAUGUGUAUUUGGAAAACAAGAUACCCCAACUUGCCUCUGGGAGUGGAGUGCACAAUGGAUAUUUUAUAUGUAAGACUUUGUGACAAGCAAUCAGAUGGAAGCGCAAGCACUGCUUCCUACCAACACAGAGACCUACAGUUGCUUUACUCCACAGCUGUCAUGAGGUUCCUGAACCACCUAACAGUGAUAACCACCUACAAAGAUUCCAUGUACAAGAUGGCCGAAGAGAACCGAAUACCAGACUGGCUUAUUAAUUUGCGGCAUGAGGCAGCUCAUGGAAACUCAGUACCGGCUCUGUACCUGCUGCGACAGGCCAGCGACGUGAUACUGCAGUGGCUGCAGGAUAAUUACUGGGAGGUGGAGGCAGGAAUCAUGACAGACCACAUUAGUGAUGGACAAGAAAAGAGGCAAAGUUAUUGCAGGAAAAUAACAGAAUUACUAGAACUAUGGGUUGUGUUAAAGGUCAACUAUUGGGCACGCAAAAGAACCAUAGACAAAAUACCUGAAGAAGACAUCAGAUUUAGAAAAAGAGCAAUGGAGUUAGCAAAUGAAGAAGGCAUUGGUAUAAAACGCUCAGCUGAAAAGGGAACUGCCAAGCAGGUAACGGCGAGUCCAGCCAAACCUGAUGAUUAUAACGAGAUUAUUGAAGAAGAAGAAGAAAUGGAUCUUGAUGAAAGUGGAAUCGAAGUGUAUACCCACAAGAUCAAGACUGCCUUUGAUCCACUGCUGCGAUGUUUGUUCUUCCCACUCAGGAAAAAACCUUACAGUAAGAACUUCUACAAAGAGUGCCUCAUCAAUUGCCUGGUCAAGUUCGAAGGAUUCUGUCCAAAUAUGGGUUUUAAAAACUUCUCAGAGACAGAGCUAUCACAGUUGAUGUGGCUACAGUGGCAACUGUGGAGAGAGGUAAUGGUGGCACUCCAGGCACACAGGAUGUUGCACUGCCUCCUGUCAAGGCUCAUGGCUCUGGGAACCAGCUCUGCACACGUGUGGCUGCGGCUGUUCACUAUGCUGCUAUCUGGAGAUCAUCCGCCCCCUCCACCCUACUGGGGCGGCGAGGUUGUUUGUCUGCUGCUGGCCGAUAGCCUACCAUGUCAAAUUGAUCCUCAGGUACUUGCUCGCAGGCUAAGAUUGAAGCAAAGCCCAUAUGACCUGAAGCCACCAACUGCCCAGGACAUCCAAGUGCUGCAGAAACUAGCGCACCAAGCUGUGGAAAAUCCUUCUCUCUUCACAGCAAGCUACGUGAAAAGCCUGCUGAGAUACUGGGAGGACGGUCUGAGUGACAAGAGUAUGGCGUUGUUAAUUGAACUCACUCAGAUAUACAGCGGUACACAGCCUCGUAAGGGCAAGUCCCUGGAGAAGGUGUACACCAUGGCGUCCCUGCUGGACCAGGGGCUCGUGGUCAGUGAAGACGAGGAGGAUAACAGUCAGUCCCAGGACAUUCUGCCUUGGCAACUCUACUCAGGGGAUGCAGAUUGGCUUCGAUGUCCUCUUGGAUCACUGCCGUGGCAAUCUUUAUGACUGUUAUUGCCAACAAAAGAUUAUACUGGCUAAAACUUGAAGAUUGGUGAUAUUGCUGUUAUUUUGUCUAAAAUAGAUUGAUAAUAAAAUGUGUUGAUUUUUUAUUA
Molecule: messenger RNA, 2084 nt
Organism: Homalodisca vitripennis (glassy-winged sharpshooter)
Lineage: Eukaryota; Metazoa; Arthropoda; Insecta; Hemiptera; Cicadellidae
Exons: 10
Coding region: 328-1977 (549 amino acids)
Biological process (GO): maturation of 5.8S rRNA; maturation of LSU-rRNA
Cellular component (GO): Las1 complex; preribosome, large subunit precursor
Molecular function (GO): endonuclease activity
Source: RefSeq, a predicted model, not a curated record